Messenger RNA from Candida tropicalis MYA-3404, 642 nucleotides. It is a transcript of the gene RIP1, whose product is annotated as ubiquinol--cytochrome-c reductase catalytic subunit. Gene Ontology annotation, molecular function: 2 iron, 2 sulfur cluster binding; quinol-cytochrome-c reductase activity. The coding region runs from base 1 to 642 and encodes 213 amino acids. The transcript is spliced from 2 exons. Lineage: Eukaryota; Fungi; Ascomycota; Pichiomycetes; Serinales; Debaryomycetaceae. The record is from RefSeq and is a predicted model, not a curated record. Gene Ontology annotation, biological process: mitochondrial electron transport, ubiquinol to cytochrome c. Gene Ontology annotation, cellular component: membrane.
AUGUCUUCUCUUGCUUUCAGAUCAUUGAAGAACGGUUUAGGUUUAAAAAGUUCUAUUAGAGCUUUGUCUACCACUUCCACUACUUUGUCUAACUACCAACAACCAGACUUUUCAUCAUACUUGAACAACAAAUCUCCACAAAGCAGCAGAAACUUUACCUACUUCAUGGUUGGUUCUAUGGGUUUAUUGUCUGCCGCCGGUGCCAAAUCCACCGUUGAAUCUUUCCUUUCUACUUUUGCCGCCUCUGCUGAUGUUUUGGCUAUGGCUAAAGUUGAAGUCAAAUUGGGUGCCAUUCCAGAAGGUAAGAAUGUCAUUAUCAAAUGGCAAGGUAAACCAGUUUUCAUCAGACACAGAACUCCAGAUGAAAUUGAAGAAGCCAACCAAGUUGAUAUUAAAGCUUUAAGAGACCCACAAACUGAUGCCGACAGAGUCAAGAAACCAGAAUGGUUAGUCAUGUUGGGUAUCUGUACCCAUUUGGGUUGUGUCCCAAUUGGUGAAGCUGGUGACUUUGGCGGUUGGUUCUGUCCAUGUCACGGUUCCCAUUAUGAUAUUUCCGGUAGAAUCAGAAAAGGUCCAGCUCCAUUGAACUUGGAAAUCCCAGAAUAUGUCUUCAGUGAUGACGAAACUUUGGUUGUUGGUUAG